Messenger RNA from Corticium candelabrum, 1344 nucleotides. Its product is annotated as methylmalonic aciduria type A protein, mitochondrial-like. The coding region runs from base 5 to 1159 and encodes 384 amino acids. Gene Ontology annotation, cellular component: cytoplasm. The record is from RefSeq and is a predicted model, not a curated record. NCBI's taxonomy places the organism in Eukaryota, Metazoa, Porifera, Homoscleromorpha, Homosclerophorida, Plakinidae. Gene Ontology annotation, molecular function: GTPase activity; GTP binding. The transcript has 8 exons.
AUUGAUGUCAUUUUCUUGUCGUUCGUCGCUACUUCGGCGGUCGCUAUCGUGUGUUUCUAGAGCGCAGACGUCACGCUCUUAUCGGAGGUUUUGUAAGGCAGCUGAACGUUCGACUCUAAUAGAGGAAUUUGAAGGAAAUGCGGCCGCUGAAGAGACAGUUCGACUAUUACUGGAAGGAAACAGAGUCAAACUGGCAGAAACUAUCACAUUAAUCGAGUCUGCACAUCCCGUCAAACGUCUGCUGGGUCAGUCGAUUAUCACCGCCGUGUUGGAGCAGUUCCACAGAAAUCAUCCGUCGACAUUCCGAGUCGGGAUCACAGGACCACCCGGUGCUGGAAAGUCAACAUUUAUUGAGACGUUUGGGACGUUUCUGACGUCACAAGGACACAAAGUUGCAGUCCUGGCAGUUGAUCCGAGUUCUUCCACAACUGGUGGAUCUCUUCUUGGUGACCGAACGAGGAUGCCUCAAUUGUCACGUAAUCCUAAUGCUUAUAUCAGACCAUCUCCGUCAUCAGGAGCACAAGGUGGUGUAACAAGGAGUACUGGCGAGACCAUUCUACUUUGUGAAGCUACCGGUUACAACAUCAUUUUAGUGGGAAGGGUAGGAGUCGGUCAAGCAGAACAUGCUGUUGCUGACAUGGUGGAUAUGUUUGUACUUUUGACUCCUCCAGGAGCAGGAGAUGAGCUCCAGGGCAUGAAAAGAGGUGUUGUCGAGUUGGCUGACAUGGUUAUUGUAACAAAAGCUGAUGGUGAGUUGAUGAAAGCAGCAAAUCAUGUGAAAGCAGAAUACCUCAGUGCACUGCGCUUUCUCAAACGACAAUCAAAGUUAUAUUACCCCAAGGUCCAUCUCAUUUCUUGCCAAGAAAACAGAGGAAUCAAUGAAAUAUGGGAAGAGAUGCGUGGCUUCAGACAGAUAAUGCAGGAGUCGGGACACUUUGAAUCAAAACGACAUCACCAACAGAAAGCCUGGAUGUGGAAUCACAUUCGACAUCAAAUACUGUCCAGCUUCAGACGACAUCCUGUGGUACAGGAAUCCUAUGCAAAGUAUGAAGAGCUGGUUGUUGAUGGUGUGUUGACACCGGGAGCAGCUUCAGACGACAUCCUGUGGUACAGGAAUCCUAUGCAAAGUAUGAAGAGCUGGUUGUUGAUGGUGUGUUGACACCGGGAGCAGCUGCAGACAAGUUACUUGCAUGCUUUCUGGAUGACAGACGAGCAAAUGAGAGUGAAGCCAAGAAAUAGUGAAAUCCCAGUCUUGUCUAAUGUUUAGACACACGGACACGUAUCUGCGUAUAUUUUGAACAAUUUCAAUAAAUCACCGGUGAGCUGUAUGUACAGCAGACAAUA